Messenger RNA from Copidosoma floridanum, 1778 nucleotides. RefSeq names its product juvenile hormone esterase-like. NCBI's taxonomy places the organism in Eukaryota, Metazoa, Arthropoda, Insecta, Hymenoptera, Encyrtidae. Gene Ontology annotation, molecular function: cholinesterase activity. The record is from RefSeq and is a predicted model, not a curated record.
UUCACCAGUUCGAAUCAAAAAUUAUGAAGAGGCCCGAAGUUGAUACGGAGUACGGUAGACUACGUGGUCUAGUGCAGAAGAAUAUUGAAAACGUCGACUAUUUUGCGUUUAAAGGGAUACCAUACGCCCAGAAAUCCACGGGUUCAUUGAGAUUUAAGGACCCCGUUCGAGCUGAGCCAUGGUCAGGUACAAAGGACGCGAUAGAUUUUGGGCCCAUGUGCACUCAAUACGAUCCAGUUUUGGACAUUAUGGGUGGCUCGGACGAUUGUUUGUACUUGAAUGUGUAUACAAAGGACGUUGAUCCUCACGCUCGGCUACCUGUCAUGGUUUGGAUCCAUGGUGGCGGAUUUCAGUUCGGAUCGGCGCAUGACGAUUUAUAUGGUGCUGAUUUUUUGAUGAAGAAAGACGUGGUUCUCGUGUCUUUUAACUAUAGAUUGGGAAUAUUAGGGUUUUUGAAUCUUGAUCACGAGGUGGCUACGGGAAAUCAAGGCUUAAAAGAUCAAGUGUUUGCUUUACAGUGGGUGCAAGAAAAUAUUGUGAACUUUGGUGGUGACCCGAACAAUGUGACGAUUUUCGGUGAAAGUGCAGGAGGCGCAUCCGUGCAUUAUUUAACAUUAUCUCCUUUAGCAAAAGGUUUGUUUCACAAAGCUAUUUCUCAUAGUGGAGUUUCCACAUGUCCAUGGGGUAAUUGUUUGAAGGAGAAAGUCUGGGCAGCUACUGAAAUUUGUAAAUACUUGGGGAAAAGUAUUACCGAUCCUGAAGAAAUAGUUGAAUUCUUACAAACAGUGAACGAUCUGGAGUUAAUCAAAGCACAAGAACAUUUUAAGAAAAAGGAGGGACUCUGUUACUUCGUUUUCAACCCAGACAUUGACGCAAAAUCCAAAGAACCUUUCAUGCCUCUCUCCAAGGAAAUAGCUGUCAAGAAAGGCGCCAACGUACCGUACAUGAUAGGCCACAACAAUCGCGAAGGGACAAUGCUAUUGAAAUUCGUAGGUUUGCGAAGUAAUUUUUCCACCAUGAAUGACGAGUUUUUGAGCUUUGUCUUAACUCCUGAAAGUAUACAACGUUUUGAGCAAAAUAAAAUUACAUUACAAGAUCUCAAGAACAUGUAUUGCACCAAUGGUAACAUAACUGAAGAUAUUGAAGGUCUGUCGGACCUGAUAGGUGACGUGGCUUUUGUUUGCGGAAUACACGAUAUUGUUAAAAUUCAAGUGGAAAAAAACUCUGGUCCAACUUACAUGUAUGAAUUUACUUAUGACAAAGGAUACGACUUGACGAAAACGCUAUUCAAAAGUACGCUUUCAGGAGCUUCGCACAUGGAUGAGUUACCAUACCUAUUCAGCAUGAAAAUUUUGGAAUCAUUUAAUAUCGAAACGCCAAAGAAGGGAUCAGCAGAUUAUAGAAAAAUGGAACAAUUGGUCGAAUUGUGGACGAAUUUCGCCAGAACUGGAAUGCCAACACCUACAACUUCAGAACUGAUACCUCUGUACUGGCAGCCAGUCAAUGACGGUACAGUCUUUCGAUACUUGGAAAUCGGAGAAGAGCUACACAUGAAAAAAAUGUUAAACAUUAAUGAUCGUUUCGAGUACAAAAAAAACUCUUUCCCAGAUUUUCAAUGAAACAUCCUUAAACAAUUAAUCUACAGUUAUUUUGCGAAAAUUUUUUUUCUUUUUCACACUCCAUGCACAAUAAUUGUACAGUCAUGAAGUACGACAAAAAAUUGAAAAAUUUGCAAAACUAAUCAAUUGUUUCCCGCAAUUCCACCUCACAAUCUCCAU